Penicillium bovifimosum is the source of this 1011-nucleotide messenger RNA. Its product is annotated as NAD(P)H-quinone oxidoreductase. Gene Ontology annotation, molecular function: oxidoreductase activity. Lineage: Eukaryota; Fungi; Ascomycota; Eurotiomycetes; Eurotiales; Aspergillaceae. The record is from RefSeq and is a predicted model, not a curated record. The transcript has 3 exons. The coding region runs from base 1 to 1011 and encodes 336 amino acids.
AUGAGUGAAACUAUGCGAGCUAUCGGCAUCAAAGGCGGCAAAGGCCCCGCAUCGAGCCUCUUUGUCGACCAAAUCACCAAGCCCACCGCCGAAGAAGGCCAGGCCGUUGUCAAGGUUCGGGCCUUCGGAUUGAACCGUAUGGACCUACUGCAGCGCGAGGGCCAGUACCCGCUCCCGCCCCAGGCACCCCCGACAAUGGGCGUGGAGUUCUCCGGCGUGAUCGAGAGCUUUGGGCCGGACGGACACGAAGACUUCAAGGUCGGCGAUGAAGUCCUGGGUCUUGCCUACGGCGGCGCUUAUGCCGAAUACGUCGCCGUCUCGACGAAGAUGCUUGUACACAAGCCGAAGGAGCUGUCAUGGGAAGAGGCAGCCGGUGUGCCCGAGACCUGGAUCACAGCCUCGCAAGCCCUAUUCCUAAUCGGCGACUUCCAACCUGGCCAAUCUGUCCUCUGGCACGCGGGCGCCUCCUCAGUCUCGAUCUCAGGAAUUCAACUCGCCAAAGCCGCCGGCGCAAAAGCCAUCUACGCGACAGUGGGCUCGCAAGAGAAGAUUGACUUCCUAGAAAAAGAACUCGGCGUCACAAAAGCCUUCAACUACAGAACCCAAGACUGGGCCAGCGAGAUCCAAACCGCGACCGGCGGCGCCGGCGUCAACCUCACAGUCGACUUCAUCGGCGCCACCUAUUUCCAGGGCAACCUGGACGUGGCGGCGCGCGACGGACGCGUCGUGCUCCUCGGUCUAAUGGGCGGGGGCAAGUUACCUGAUGGUGUUAACAUCGCGCCGUUGCUGUACAAGCGGGUGCGGGUCGAGGGGAGCACACUGCGCAGUCGGGAUGUGGACUAUCAGCAAAAAUUGAGGGAUACUCUCGUUGAGCAUGCUUUGCCUAAGUUUGUCGACGGGACGUUCAAGGUGUUCGUUGAGAAGGUUUUCCCGUUCGAGAAGAUUGAGGAAGCGCAUAAGUUGCUGGAGAGUAACACUACUAAGGGAAAGAUUGUUUGCGUUUUUGAGUAA